AUGAAGGAAGUUGAUGACAAUUUAACAACUAAAACAAAUCCAACAACAUUACCAAGUAUAUUAACUUCACAAACAAAUGAUUCAUUAGAUAAAAUUAAUCCAGAAGUUUUUAAUGGUAAGUUAACAAAAGUACUUGUGAUUUCAGCUUUUGGAUCGUUGAUUGGAGGAUCAUUUCAAUUUGGUUAUAAUAUUGGUUGUAUGAAUGCUCCAUCUCAAUUUAUAAUUAAAUGGAUAAAAAAAAAUAGUUAUUCAAUUACUGGUCAUGUUUUGGAACAAAAAAAUGCUGAAACAAUUUUUGCUAUUAUAGCUUCUAUUUAUUUUUUGGGUGGUAUGAUUGGUUCUUUAUUGACAGGUUUCAUUGCUGAUACAUUUGGAAGAAAAAAAGGUUUAAUUUUGAAUAAUAUUUUUAUUUUUAUUGGUACAUUAUUACAAUGUUCUGCUAUAUAUUUUAAAUUUUAUUAUCUUUUGUAUGCUGGAAGAUUUUGUAUUGGUAUUUCUUGUGGUUUAGCAACUGGUUUAACACCAAUGUAUUUAUGUGAAAUUGCUCCAAAAAAUAUGUUAGGAUUAUUUGGAAAUAUGAAUCAAGUUUUUAUUACAUUUUCAAUACUUUUUUCACAGAUUCUUGGUUUAUCACAAAUAUUUGGUACAUCAACAAGAUGGCAAUUUAUUUUAGUAUUUCCAAUUAUUCCUAUGUUAUUACAAUUAUUAAUAUUACCAUUUUCACCAGAAUCACCUAAACAUGAAUUAAUAGUUCAAAAUAAUAUUGAUAAUGCUAUAACAUCAUUAAGAAGACUUAGAAAUGAAGAAGAUAUAUAUGAUGAAAUUGAAUAUUUAAAAAGAGAAGAUGAAAUAACUAAAGUGAUAGAAAAAACUUCAUUAAAAAAUAUUUUUAAAAAUGAGUUACGUUGGCCAAUGCUUGUUGCAAUUGUAAUGAUGUUAUCACAAAAAUUGUCUGGUAUUGAUGCUGUACUUUUUUACUCAACAUCAAUAUUUGAAAGUGCUGGACUUAAAGGUAGUGCUCCAAUUUAUGGAACAAUUGGAAUUGGAUUUGUAUUAUUUUUACAAACAUUAAUAUCAACAUGGCUUGUUGAGCAUCCAAAAUUUGGAAGGCGACCACUCCAUUUAUUUGGAUUAAUUGGAAUGUUUUUUGCAUCUAUUGGUUUAGUUGCAUGUUUAAUAAUUCAAAAUCAAAAUGUAUCUAAUAUGGUAAAACAAAUUGGAUCUUAUGGUGCUAUUGUUACAACAAUCAUUUAUAUACUUUCAUUUGCCUCUGGUCCAGGUGGUAUUCCAUGGUUUUUUGUAUCUGAAAUUUUUAAUUCAUCAGCUCGUGGAAUUUCAACAUCAAUUGCAUGUUUUGUCAAUUGGAUGACUGGAUUUUUUGUUGGUCUUAUCUUUCCAAUAGCUAAUGGUUACCUAAAAGAAUAUACAUUUUUAAUUUUUAUUGUAUUAUUAGGAUUAUGUAUUUUAUUUGUUUUUAAAUAUGUUCCUGAAACUAAGGGAAAGAAUGUUGACGAAAUUCAGGUUGAAAUGAAAAGAAUGAGAAAAUUAUAA
Strongyloides ratti is the source of this 1551-nucleotide messenger RNA. RefSeq names its product Sugar/inositol transporter family and General substrate transporter family and Major facilitator superfamily domain, general substrate transporter and Major facilitator superfamily domain-containing protein. Gene Ontology annotation, cellular component: membrane. Gene Ontology annotation, molecular function: hexose transmembrane transporter activity. Gene Ontology annotation, biological process: monosaccharide transmembrane transport. The record is from RefSeq and is a predicted model, not a curated record. The transcript has 2 exons. The coding region runs from base 1 to 1551 and encodes 516 amino acids. NCBI's taxonomy places the organism in Eukaryota, Metazoa, Nematoda, Chromadorea, Rhabditida, Strongyloididae.